AUGUCUCUUCCACCAAUUAUCGAAUCUCCUAUAUUCAAUAGCUCUUACUUCACAGGCAACAAUGACUAUCUAACACUAACUACAGGUGAUCAAAGAUAUUUGAGACUCGGCGGAGUUGGUAUGGUUUCAUCAUUGAGUGUGACUGACAAUCUCGAUACCGGCUCUCUAACCAUUGGAGGGUCAUUGGUUGAUCUAUCC
Phytophthora sojae is the source of this 198-nucleotide messenger RNA. RefSeq lists its product as hypothetical. Lineage: Eukaryota; Oomycota; Peronosporomycetes; Peronosporales; Peronosporaceae. The transcript has a single exon. The annotation marks the transcript as partial. The record is from RefSeq and is a predicted model, not a curated record.